Molecule: messenger RNA, 2855 nt
Organism: Hyla sarda
Lineage: Eukaryota; Metazoa; Chordata; Amphibia; Anura; Hylidae
Gene: BAK1
Product: BCL2 antagonist/killer 1
Exons: 7
Coding region: 474-1079 (201 amino acids)
Biological process (GO): regulation of apoptotic process; extrinsic apoptotic signaling pathway in absence of ligand; intrinsic apoptotic signaling pathway in response to DNA damage
Cellular component (GO): mitochondrial outer membrane
Molecular function (GO): protein homodimerization activity; protein heterodimerization activity
Source: RefSeq, a predicted model, not a curated record
GGCAUUACAUACACAUUCUUGCAAGGGAAAUCUAGAAGCAAAUAUUAAUGUAAGAAUGUAACUAUGUGAUUUGCUCCUACAUGCAGCCUGCACUGAGCAGAUGUCAUUGAACAUCAUUGCCCUCUGGCCUAAUUGACCUAACCAGGAACUAAGUUUCGACUUCCAGUAACUUUACUGUCUCUGCUCAUAUGUAUUUUCAUAUCCAGUAAGAGGCAGUGCUAUGUCUGCAGCUGUCACACUGACACAGACUUGAACUAGUUAACUCUGGGCCAAGCCCUUUUCCAUCCUCCAGGAAGGAGUCACAGCCGCACAGGAGAGUCAGCCUUCUCAGACAGGCGGCACAGGAGAGGAGGGCAGGACAUUAGGGUGCUCAUCCUGGCGAGAUGUUGGAGGCGCUGGUGGUUACCAUUCCUAAAGCAGGAUUCUUUAUAGCAUAUUAAACCCUUGCCUUCAACUUAUUCCAUCUAUCAGUCAUGGCAACUGGAGGCGGAGAAGACACUACUGAUGAAGCUAUAAAUAAAAAAGAAGAACAGGAAGCAGAGGCUGUUUUUCUUAGUUACACAUUUCACAUGACUACAAUGAGAAGUGAAAAUGAAGAUUCUAGACCUCUUAGAGAUGAAAUAGAUGUAAGACAAAGAGACAGUGUAAUAGACAACUUGGGGAAGCAACUAGCUACAAUUGGGGACGACAUAUAUAAACAACAUGAGAAAACUUUUGAUAAUUUCCUCAGAGAGUUGAACCCCAACCUGGAUAAUGCUUAUGACAUCUUCAAAAAAAUAGCCUCCAGUGUUUUUGAAACUGAGGUGAACUGGGGACGUAUUUUAACUCUACUUGGUUUUGGGUAUCGGAUGGCUGUCUACAUUUGGAGAAAAGGACAGCAUGGAUUUUUAAAGAGAAUUGCUCGAUGUGUUGCUAGAUAUCUAGUGGAAAGUAGCAUUGCACGGUGGAUAGCAAGGCAAGGUGGUUGGGGUACUGUCCUUACGCUUACUAAUUAUGGCUUUAGAUAUGCGCUCAUGGCACUGGGUGUCGUUUUAAUCAUGCAAUUUGUGAUGCGUCGCUUAUCGUCUCCUGGCCAAUGAGGAGCUGUUUUUUCAUUCAGGUGCACGGCAUGACUUAUUUCUGUGACUGCAGCCAGGAGGACUCAAGUUUGUGAACAAACAUUUUCCUUUUUAACCCAAUAUAUUCUAUGGGUUAAUUCUUAAAGACUUCCUAGAUUUUAUACAUGAGCUAUGUUGGCAAUUUUGUUUUAAAGACCAGCCAUUUACUUGAGAUAACAAGUAAGAGCUAAUUUGUAACUUUCCUUCAUUACAGACUCAGGGAAAAGGAUAAAUCAUGAUAUAUAUAUUCGUAUAUAUAUAUAAUUUUUAAAUAUAUUUUUAUUAAACAUUUUUCAUCAAACAAUAAACAAAUGUAGAACACGAAACAGAGUUCAUGGAGAAGGUGUCUUCUGCCACCACAAAGCAAUCAGUCGGAAAGAGAUAGGUGCGGCCAAAGGAAACACAGCACAACUGAAUCCCCCAGGCCCCAUACCACACAGAUGGCCAUCGAGUGCGGCCCCACACACCGGGAACCCCACUCGGUCCCAGCAGUAGCUCCUCAGACUCCCAGAGGAUCCGAGUAGAGAGCAAAUAAAUUCAUAUUUUAAUAAAUGUCCCUUUUUUGCAAUCUUUUUAUUACUUAUUAUUGGAAUGAUGGUAAACAUUAUUGGGUGUGUAAGAUGGAUUGGAUGUGGCCAGUAGAACAUACUGUAUAAUAUAAUAUAUAAAUAUAAAAAUAUUAAAAAGUACAUGUAAAUUUAAGAUUAAUUACCCAACCUCAGCUACUGAAAUAGGAAGGGUAUGCAGUAAUGGUUACAUCAGGUUUCACUAUGUUUUAAACCAUAGUAUGGAGCAACAGGAACUAUUUCUGCCAUAUGUACACUAUCCGCCAUGUGUAUGGGGCCAGAUUUAUAUAUGGAACUAGCUGAGUACCCGGCGUUGCCCGGUUUUUCCUUCCUAAUCCUUGUUGGGGAGGAAAACAAAGGAGGAAGUUUUUGACUUCAUAUCCCAUCCUCAUAUAUUGUUGCCAUAUCCCAACCCCAUAUCACGACCUUCUAUCCCGACCUCCUAUCCGUCAUCAUAUCUCGACCUCAUAUCCCAUCCUCAUAUCGACCUCCUAUCUCGACCUGCUAGCCUGUCCUCCUAUCCCGACCUCCUAUCCCGACCUCCUAUCCCGACCUCCUAUCCCGACCUCCUAUCCCGACCUCCUAUCCCGACCUCCUAUCCCGACCUCCUAUCCCGACCUCCUAUCCCGACCUCCUAUCCCGUCCUCCUAUCCCGUCCUCCUAUCCCGUCCUCCUAUCCCGUCCUCCUAUCCCGUCCUCCUAUCCCGUCCUCCUAUCCCGACUUCCUUUUCCCGACCUCCUAUCCCGGUCCUCCUAUCCAGUCCAUCUAUCCCGGCCCUCCUAUCCCGGCCCUCCUAUCCCGGCCCUCCUAUCCCGGUCCUCCUAUCCCGGUCCUCCUAUCCCGACCCGCAAUAUGUGUGCCAGGUAUUUAAAUAUCUCCAGCCGUACAGAAGUUAUGUGAGAACAUACAUUUCCCAUUGAUUUGUAUGGGACUUUAAACAAAAACCUCGACACUUACAAAUGGGGGUAGUAAAGGGUUAAAUUAACUAUCCUAUAUUUUAAGUGGACAUAUAAAUAACAUGUGACCAAGUAUUAUCAUAUUAUAAUAUCUCCGGCCGUUUGGAAGUUGUGCAGUAACAUAUAUUUCCCAUUGACUUGUAUGGGACUUUAACCCCUUAACGACGCAGGACGUAUAUUUACGUCCUGCGCUGGCUCCCGCGAUAGUGCUCCUCAACGGGCGGGACCCGCGGCU